Messenger RNA from Caenorhabditis remanei, 1071 nucleotides. RefSeq lists its product as uncharacterized. The transcript has 7 exons. NCBI's taxonomy places the organism in Eukaryota, Metazoa, Nematoda, Chromadorea, Rhabditida, Rhabditidae. The record is from RefSeq and is a predicted model, not a curated record. Gene Ontology annotation, molecular function: TBP-class protein binding. Bases 1 to 1071 code for a protein of 356 amino acids.
AUGCUCAGGAAGUCUCUAUUCUAUGGAUUACCUGAUAUUCCGAGAUGGAAAAUUAUUCGAUUAAUGGAUUAUGAAUCCAAUUGUGGAAAUGGAGACUUCUCUUUGGGGUUUCUUCCAUUUCUUAAACCAGAAGUUCUUGAGAGAAUUAUAUUCUUCAGUGGAAAAAGAACUAAACUCCAUAUUUUGAAAGAUAUUGUUGAAUUGAAACAAUGGAAGAAGGUGCAGUCUGUAUACAUUUGUCAUGAUCAACUUGAUGUACCAGUUGAAAAUAUUAAACAUCUUUUGUAUUACCAUAAUGAACGACGAAAAACUUCAAUGGAGAUCAAAACAAUUAUUGAGAACUAUUUCGAAUCGAAAUCCUUCGUCAGAGGAAGAUUUAAGUGUCAUGAGAAUCCAUUCAUUUCCGAUUUUGAUAUACCAUUUCAUUUCAAUCCUUCAACUCAAUUAUACAGAUUUCAAAAAGGAGAGUACGAAUUAUAUGCAAGAAUAACAUCUGACGGAUCUGUUUGUAUUCAAAAACACGCAGAUAUUGCUGACCUCGUCGCUAGACACGUCAUUUACAGACAGAAUUUGUUGUUGCGUGGGAAGUGUUACCUACUAGGAAAAAAAGUUCCGUAUAGCUGUGUGAAAUAUGCCUGGAAUCUCCUAGAUUACAUUCAUAAGGAUGAUGUGUUCAAGGAAGAGAGUCGUCAAGUGAAAGUGGCCACGUGUGUUUGGUUUGCAGUUUUCGGCGUUCCUGUUGAAGAAAUCCGAAAAUUCCUCAGAAUGCUAAAGGAAUGGUUGAACGAAGUUCCUGCACAGAGUGUUAUAGAAAUUUGUGGGUUGUUAGGAUUAUCUGAAUCAUUCAAAGAGAUCGCAGUAGGAAUUGCUCGAAGGGCGACUGCAAAAAGAUUGUUUUUCGGUAGAAAUCAGUUUAAUACAGCCGCUGCCACAAUCUACAUGACAUCUAAAGUGUCUUCCGAGAAACGGACAAUAAUAGAGAUUGGAGAGAAGACUAGGACUGGAGUGGCAUCGAAUCUCAAAUUAUUCGAAAUAAUGUGGGCUGAAAAAGCUGAAUUGUUACCAGAAUAA